Penicillium chermesinum is the source of this 1578-nucleotide messenger RNA. RefSeq names its product putative serine peptidase. The transcript has 10 exons. Gene Ontology annotation, molecular function: dipeptidyl-peptidase activity; serine-type exopeptidase activity. Gene Ontology annotation, biological process: proteolysis. The record is from RefSeq and is a predicted model, not a curated record. Bases 1 to 1578 code for a protein of 525 amino acids. NCBI's taxonomy places the organism in Eukaryota, Fungi, Ascomycota, Eurotiomycetes, Eurotiales, Aspergillaceae.
AUGCGUUUCCUCAGCGGUCUGGUCUUCUCUUUACUGGCCGCGCCCUUGGUGGAUGCAGUGGCCCCCAAGAAGCCUGGCAUCCCUAAGCCUAAGUUGAAGCAUCCCUUGUCGGAAAAGGACUAUGGGCAGGCGACUUUCCAGCAGUUGCUCGAUCACAAGAACCCCAGCCUGGGUACUUUCUCGCAACGCUACUGGUAUAGCACGGAGAAUUGGAAUGGACCGGGCUCACCUGUGGUGCUCAUGACCCCCGGUGAAGUAGCUAUGGAUGGCUAUGAGGGUUAUCUGACCAACCGGACGCUUACGGGUCUGUUUGCUCAGGCGAUUGAAGGAGCCGUCAUUCUGAUUGAACACCGCUACUGGGGUCAAUCUUCUCCUUAUAUCGAGCUUACUGCGGAGACUCUGCAGUAUCUCACUCUGGAGAACUCGAUUGCGGACCUGACCUACUUUGCGAAGAAUGUCAAGCUUCCUUUCGACGAGUCUGGAAGCACCAACGCCCAACACGCGCCAUGGGUUCUGGCUGGUGGAUCGUACAGUGGUGCCUUGUCUGCGUGGACUGCAUCAACUGCUCCAGGUACCUUCUGGGCAUAUUAUGCAACCAGCGCACCCGUCGAAGCAAUCUACAACUACUGGCAAUACUUUGUCCCGGUCCAGGAAGGUAUGCCCAAGAACUGCAGCAAGGAUAUCUCCAGGGUAGUCGAUUAUCUCGACUCCGUCAACGCCUCGGGAGACAAGCAAAAGCUUCAGAAGCUGUACGAGCUCUUCGGUCUCGACGACAUCGACUCGUUCGACGACUUUGCUGGUGCCCUGGAAAACGGUCCUUGGUUGUGGCAAGAAAACCAGUUCGACACUGGAUACUCUGAAUUUUACCAGUUCUGUGACUACAUUGAAGGCGUGCGACCCGGAGCUAGCAAAGUCCCAGGCGCUGAGGGAGUGGGCCUUAAACAGGCUCUCCAGGGCUAUGUGAAGUGGUUCCGAAACGUCUAUCUCCCCAAUGCAUGCACCGGUUACGGUUUCCCUGAAAACAGCACGGAGUGCCUGAACACGCGCAACACAUCCAGCAUUCUCUACACGGAGACCUCCGUCAACAGCACAGUGGUCGCUACCAACGAUCGUCAGUGGCAGUGGUUCCUUUGCAACGAGCCCUUCUUCUACUGGCAGGAUGGCGCCCCAUCCGGCGUCCCUAGCCUGGUUUCUCGGACCGUGUCCGCAGACUACUACCAGCGCCAAUGCCCGUUGUACUUCCCUACCGUGAACGGCCAUACCUACGGCAGCGCCAAGGGCAAGACUGCCGCCGAUGUCAACAAGUGGACUAAGGGCUGGGACCUCACUCACACCACCCGGCUGACUUGGACUAACGGACAAUUCGACCCCUGGAGGACGUCGGGUGUGUCCUCCGGAUUCCGCCCCGGUGGCCCUCUGCAGUCCACCCCCGAAGCCCCUGUCAACAUUAUUCCCGCUGGAAUCCACUGCUCUGACUUGUCGGCUGAGAACGGGCUUGUCAAUGCCGGUGUCCAGAAGGUAAUUGAUACCGAGGUGGCCCAGAUCAAGACCUGGGUUGCCGAGUACUAUAAGCAGUAA